AUGUCUGAAGUAGCUGCAGACUAUUAUGAGGAGUUUUUUAAGGAACCAAAUGAUAUUAUUAGACCGCAUCCAUAUGCUGACACUCCUAUGAUAGAUGAGGAAAUGAGCACCGAGAGUAUCCCUCCUGCUACCGCCAAAGAAGUUCUAGAAGUAGUUAGCUCUCGUAAAUUUAAGAGGUCUUGUGAUUCAAAAGGAUUAUCAAAUUAUAUGUUUCGUUUUCUGCCUCGGAAUUACUGGUCAUUACUAUUACAAAUAUUUAAUACAUCCUUUACUGAAGCUCGUUUUCCUGAUAGUUGGAAGGAGGUUAAAAUGUGGUUAUUAGCUAAAAAAGAAUCUGUUUGUCUUCAUGAUUCAACCAGACCUAUCUCUUUAUUAAAUACUUUUCUAAAAAUAGAUGAGAAGCUUUUUUUAACACGUUUUCAAGAUUUACUUCACCGCAGAGGUUUAUUACCAGAUUCGCAAUCAGGUUUUCGACAAUAG
Rotaria sp. Silwood2 is the source of this 480-nucleotide messenger RNA. The record is from the annotation of a GenBank genome assembly. Lineage: Eukaryota; Metazoa; Rotifera; Eurotatoria; Philodinida; Philodinidae.